AUGGUCUGUCUUAUUUCUCCUCCUAUGUUCAAAAAUAUUGUUGUCUUUCUGAUUGGCUCAGUACUGAACGCCAGCCUGGAGAUAAUGCUGGAGAAGGAGAACAGAGAUUAUGGGGACACGGUGGUGGGGUCAUUCCUAGAUACUUAUCACAACUUGACAUUAAAGGCUGUCAUGGGCUAUCGUUGGUUGUCAAGCAGGUGUCGUGACGUCCAGCUUCUUAUCAAAAUGGACGACGACGUUUUCUUCGACGUUCGCAAAUUUUUCACCAGAUAUUGGAAAAGGGUAGGCAACGACAGGAAACAAAAAGCUCUUCACUGUUUAGUCUGGUCCAGGGCUGCGGUUGGACGAGCAGGCAAAUGGAAGGUCGAGAAAGACAUCUUCGCUGACUCCAGUUACAAUUUCCCAUACUGUUCCGGGUUCUUCGUGGUAAUAAGUCCAGACUUGAUCGAAUCUAUAUACAUUCAUGGCAGGAAUAUGGACUUUUUCUGGAUCGAUGAUGUGUUUCUGUAUGGGAUGGUCCCAGCUUCAAUAGGAGGGGUGCAUUUUAUUCAACUUGCAAGCCAGAAAGGGAUGUUGGUUGAGAACUACGAUGAUCUCCUGUGGUGUAGAGAACGCUAUAGUCACGAAAAGUGUUCUAUCUGGGCAGCACUUACGAGCAAAGAUAGCGAUUUCGAUUUUGAAUACUCAGCAUUGCUGACACCAGACUUGCUGAGAACAGGAAAACACAUACCUAUCAAAUAA
This is a messenger RNA of Candidula unifasciata, 741 nucleotides long. Lineage: Eukaryota; Metazoa; Mollusca; Gastropoda; Stylommatophora; Geomitridae. The record is from the annotation of a GenBank genome assembly.